AUGAUUUAAUUAAGACCUUAAUUGAAUAUUCUGAACGAAAGACCAUCGAAGUAUUAAAGUAAAGCUGAAUGGACUUGUAUUUAUAAGACUUGAUCACCCAAAGUCCACAUAUAACCUAACACCUAAGUUUGAAGAAACAACUCUAUAUAUUCCUCUUCUUCUCUUUCUCCUCUUCUACAAUGGAUGAUCAUCAUGUUGAGCAGAAGAACACAUAUUUUGAAGAAGUAUCAUUCACAAGCUUAAGUGAUUGCUUACAAAGCUCAUUAGUAAUGGAUUAUAAUGAAUUCCCACCUUAUAGUUCCCCUUUUCAACCGGUUUCACCGUCCGAUAUGGGCCAUAUAGUAAACAAUCCUUACUUAAAUCUCAAUUCGAAUUCUCCAGUGGUCUCAUCUUCCUCCAAUGAAGCCGAGCUUAAAGAGAACCCUGACGAUAAGAGUGACCGAAUGGAGGAUAACGAAGACAACCAACAUGGUGUUGGUAAAAGCUCCAAGCAAUCGACAAAACAAGGUAAAAAGAAAGGAGAGAAGAAAGAGAGAGAAGCUAGGGUCGCAUUUAUGACCAAAAGCGAGAUUGAUCAUCUUGAAGAUGGUUAUAGAUGGAGAAAAUAUGGACAAAAAGCCGUCAAGAACAGUCCUUAUCCAAGGAGUUACUAUAGGUGCACAACACAGAAGUGUAACGUGAAGAAACGUGUAGAGAGAUCGUUUCAAGAUCCGUCGAUCGUAAUUACAACCUACGAAGGAAAACACAACCAUCCGAUCCCGUCGACGUUGAGAGGAACCGUGGCCGCUGAACAUCUACUAGGCCACCAUGGUGGUGGAGGCGGUUUCCUCCAUAGCUUCCCUCGUCACCAUCAAGAGUUUCUCAUGAUGAAACAUCCUCUGGCCAAUUAUCAAUCGGUGGGAUCUAUGUCGCACGAACAUGGUCAUGGGACCUCUAGUUACAAUUUUAAUAAUAAUCAACCAGUUGUUGACUAUGGCCUUCUUCAGGACAUUCUUCCUUCAAUGUUCUCCAAGCACGAAUCUUGAGAGAGGGUACGUUACGUAUGUACUAUGGAUCGUAUCUUUAUGGUUGCAUUAUAUAAGCAUAAAUCAUUUGGUACUAUAUGUAUGUAAGUAGAUUCUUAGGAAUGUAUUUAUUAAUAAUAUCUAUACAUGCAUGUUAAUUUAUAUAUUUCUUCACUGACAAACUACUACUAAUUAUUUGUAAUCUUGAUCCUUAAUUAAAAGAGUUUUUUUUUUUGGUAAAAUUAAUUAAUUAAAAGAGUUAAAUUAGAGUAUUUAACAUUUUGGCCUCUUCGAAAUUUGAGUAUUUUGUAUAAUUGGGUACAUAUGAUGACAUGAUGUGGCUAUUACAUAUGCUAACUAUCAAACCUUAUUAACCGGAAGUGGUGGGGUAGUGGUUCUAGUCUGGUGGA
Arabidopsis lyrata subsp. lyrata is the source of this 1414-nucleotide messenger RNA. RefSeq names its product probable WRKY transcription factor 71. The coding region runs from base 180 to 1025 and encodes 281 amino acids. Gene Ontology annotation, molecular function: sequence-specific DNA binding; DNA-binding transcription factor activity. Gene Ontology annotation, biological process: regulation of DNA-templated transcription. The transcript is spliced from 3 exons. NCBI's taxonomy places the organism in Eukaryota, Viridiplantae, Streptophyta, Magnoliopsida, Brassicales, Brassicaceae. The record is from RefSeq and is a predicted model, not a curated record.